Molecule: messenger RNA, 1065 nt
Organism: Cynocephalus volans (Philippine flying lemur)
Lineage: Eukaryota; Metazoa; Chordata; Mammalia; Dermoptera; Cynocephalidae
Gene: CX3CR1
Product: C-X3-C motif chemokine receptor 1
Exons: 1
Coding region: 1-1065 (354 amino acids)
Biological process (GO): cell chemotaxis; positive regulation of cytosolic calcium ion concentration; G protein-coupled receptor signaling pathway
Cellular component (GO): external side of plasma membrane; membrane
Molecular function (GO): C-C chemokine binding; C-X3-C chemokine receptor activity; C-C chemokine receptor activity
Source: RefSeq, a predicted model, not a curated record
AUGUCUAUAACUGAAUCCGUUACAGAAAAUUUUGAGUACGAUGACUCUGCUGAAGCCUGCUAUGUAGGGGACAUCGUGGCCUUUGGGAGUGUCUUCCUGUCCAUAUUCUACCCCCUUGUCUUUGCCUUUGGCCUGGUGGGAAAUUUGUUGGUGGUGUUUGCCCUCGUCAACACCUGCAAGACCAAGGGCAUCGCCGACAUUUACCUCCUGAACCUGGCCUUGUCUGAUCUGCUCUUUGUAGCCACUUUGCCCUUCUGGACUCACUAUGUGCUAAGUGAAGAAGGCUUCCACAAUGCCAUGUGCGUGCUCACUACUGCCUUCUUCUUCAUCGGCUUUUUUGCGGGCAUAUUCUUCAUCACCAUCAUCAGCAUUGAUAGGUACCUGGCCAUCGUCCUGGCCACCAACUCCAUGAACAACCGGACUAUGCAGCACGGUGUCACCAUCAGCCUAGGUGUCUGGGCAGCAGCCAUUUUGAUGGCGGCACCCCAGUUCAUGUUCACAAAGCAGAAAGAAAGAGAGUGCCUAGGUGACUACCCUGAGGUCCUCAGGGAUAUCUGGCCUGUGCUCCGCAACGUGGAAGCAAAUUUACUUGGCUUUCUGCUCCCCCUGCUCAUCAUGAGUUAUUGCUACUUCAGAAUCGUUCAGACACUGUUUUCCUGCAAGAACCACAAGAAAGCUAAAGCCAUCAAGCUGAUCUUUCUGGUGGUCAUCGUGUUUUUCCUCUUCUGGACACCCUACAACAUUAUGAUUUUCCUGGAAACUCUCAAACUCUAUGACUUCUUUCCCAGUUGUAACAUGAGGAGAGAUCUUAAGUUGGUCCUCCAAGUGACUGAGACGGUGGCAUUUAGCCAUUGUUGCCUCAAUCCCCUUAUCUACGCGUUUGCUGGAGAGAAGUUCAGAAGAUACCUCUACCACCUAUACAGGAAAUGCCUGGCCGUCCUGUGUGGUCGUUCAGUCCACACCAGUUUCCCCCCAUCUGAAUCGCAAAGGAGCAGGCUGGAAAGUGUUCUAAGCAGCAAUUUUACUCAGUACACGAGUGAUGGAGAUGCAUCCCUCCUUCUCUGA